AUGACCGCGCGGGGCGCCGCCGGGCGCUGCCCUCCCACGACAUGGCUGGGCUCUCUGCUGCUGCUGCUGGCCUGUCUCCUGGUGAGCAGUGUUGCUACCAAGGAGGUGUCGGAGAACUGUAGCCACAUGAUUGGGAACGGACACCUGCUGUUCCUACAGCAACUGAUUGACAGUCAGAUGGAGACCUCGUGCCAAAUUUCCUUCGAGUUUGUAGACCAGGAGCAGUUGGAUGAUCCUGUGUGCUACCUUAAGAAGGCAUUUCUCCUGGUGCAAGACAUAAUGGAGGAUACCAUGCGCUUCAAAGACAACACCCCCAAUGCCAAAGUCAUUGUCCAGCUCCAGGAACUCUCUCUGAGGCUAAAGAGCUGCUUCACCAUGGACUCUGAGGAGCAGGACAAGGCUUGUGUCCGAACAUUCCAUGAGACGCCUCUCCAGUUGCUGGAGAAAAUCAAGAAUGUCUUUAAUGAAACAAAAAAUCUCCUUAAAAAGGAUUGGAACAUUUUCAGCAAGAACUGCAACAACAGCUUUGCUAAAUGCUCCAGCCAUGAUGUGGUGACCAAGCCUGAUUGCAACUGCCUGUACCCCAAAGCCACCCCUAGCAGUGACCUGGCCUCUGUCUCCCCUCAGCAGUUCCCCACCCCCUCCACAGCCCCUAUGGCUGGCUUGACCUGGGCUGACUCUGAGGCAACAGACGGCAGCUCCCUCUUGCCCAAAGAGCAGGCCCUUCGCACAGUGGACCCGGGCAGUGCCAAGCAGCGACCACCCAGGAGCACCUGCCAGACCUUUGAGUCGCCAGAGACCCCACGCGUUGAGGGUCGCCCCACUGGAGAUUCUCCUCAGCCCGGCCCUUCGGUUGGAGCCCCUGUCACUGGGAUGGAAGACAUUCUUGACUCUCUGCUGGGUGCUAACAUGGCCCUGGAAGAGGCCUCCGGAGAGGCUAGUGAGGGUCCUAUACCCCAAGGGGCAGAGUUUUCCUCCUACAGUCUGGGAGGACGCAGGGUCCAGACAGAGCCUUCCAGCCCCAGUCACAUCCUCCCAGCAUCUUCAGCACUCUCUGGACCAAGAAAGGGGCUGCGGCUUGCAGAUGCAACUAGCACACACCUGCCCACACUGGGCCCCAUGAGACCCACGGAGGCCUGGAGUCACACACCUGAGAAGACAGAUCGUCCCUCUGCCUCGCCCAGAGACCACCAGGAGCCAGGCUUGGCCAAGACCCCAGCGCUGCGCCCACAAGGCCUCAGCAGUCCCUCCGCCCCCUCUUCUCAGCCAAAGCUCCCCAGAAGUCACUCCUUGGGCCACGUGCUGUCCCUUGGGGAACUGGAAGGCAGGAGGAGCACCAGGGACCGGAGGAGUCCUGCAGAGCUGAAAGGAGGACAAGCAAGUGAGGGGGCAGCUAGGCCCCCGGCCCGUUUUAACUCCGUUCCUUUGACUGACGCAGGCCAUGAGAGGCAGCACAAGGAAGCCUCCGACCCCCAGCUCCCUGGUUUUGUCUUCCGCCUGCUGGUGCCCAGUAUCAUCCUGGUCUUGCUGGCCGUCGGCGGGCUCCUGUUCUACAGGCGGCGGCGGCGGAGCCAUCGAGAGCCACAGAUGGUAGAUCCUCCCAUGGAGCAACCAGAGGGCAGCCUCCUGACCCAGGAGGAGGACAGACAGGAGGAACUGCCAGUGUAG
Molecule: messenger RNA, 1668 nt
Organism: Rangifer tarandus platyrhynchus (Svalbard reindeer)
Lineage: Eukaryota; Metazoa; Chordata; Mammalia; Artiodactyla; Cervidae
Source: the annotation of a GenBank genome assembly